This is a messenger RNA of Protobothrops mucrosquamatus (brown spotted pit viper), 551 nucleotides long. RefSeq names its product potassium voltage-gated channel subfamily KQT member 1-like. Bases 1 to 540 code for a protein of 179 amino acids. Gene Ontology annotation, cellular component: membrane; voltage-gated potassium channel complex. Gene Ontology annotation, molecular function: voltage-gated potassium channel activity. The record is from RefSeq and is a predicted model, not a curated record. Lineage: Eukaryota; Metazoa; Chordata; Lepidosauria; Squamata; Viperidae. The transcript is spliced from 6 exons. Gene Ontology annotation, biological process: potassium ion transport.
AUGGAGGCUUCUGGAGCAGUAUUUAAAGCUCAGCCAGUAGAGAAGGAAGAGAAGGGUUGGUCAAAUUUGAAAGAACAUCACCGUUCUGCCAUUAAAGUGAUACGCCGUAUGCAGUAUUUUGUGGCAAAGAAGAAAUUUCAGCAAGCUAGGAAGCCUUAUGAUGUACGCGAUGUGAUAGAACAAUAUUCUCAGGGUCAUCUCAACUUGAUGGUCCGAAUAAAAGAGCUUCAAAGAAGAUUGGACCAAUCUAUAGGGAAGCCAUCACUAUUUAUUUCUCUCUCAGAAAAAAAUAAAGAUCGAGGGAAUAAUACAGUUGGUGCCCGGCUGAACAGAGUCGAAGACAAGGUAGUCCAAAUAGACCAGAAGCUGAAUCUCAUCACAGAUUUGCUGCACCGCCUGCUUUCCAGCCAGCAAGGAAACCAAAGCAGCACCAAAGCAUCUCCCAGGAAUGAUGUUGACUCCAGCCUACCUCCCAGCAGCGCUCUCCCAACCUAUGAACAGCUAACAGUUGCAAGGGCCUUGCAAGACGAUGGUUCCUGAUGCCUCAGAGA